AUGGAUGAUGCUAUCACAAAUAUUGAUGAUGCAAAUCAUAACAAAGAAAAUGAUGUCAUUGAGGCAAAUGAAAAGGAGGAAAAUCCAUUUGCUUCAAAGAAACAGAAGCAAACAUAUAAGAAUUUUAAAUAUGACCAUGCCAAGAUAAGAGAAGUCCUUGCCCAUAUGAUCCUUGUUCAUGAGUUGCCAUUUCUUUUUACAGAGUAUGAGGUUUUCAAUUUGUUGAUGAGAACUGUAACUCCUUAUUAUAAAAAUAUUAGUCGUGAAAUUGUAAGAAAGGAUUGUUUCUCUGCUUAUGACAUUGAGAAAAAGAAAGUGAAGGAUUUGCUAGAGCAUGUUCACAAAGUUAGUGUGACCAUAGAUUUAUGGAAGUCAGGAGUUGUUAUAUGUGAUGUGCUGCAAAAAUGCUUAGUUAAAUGGGGAAUUGAAGAUAAGGAUAAUCUUGCUUACAAGAAUAGUCUUGCACUUAAUGCUAAGUUGUUUCAUGUGAGAUGUUGUGCAGCUAUCUUAAAUUUAUUGGUGCAAGAUGGGUUGUCUAAGAUUGAAGAUAUAAUUUUCAAAGUGCAUAAAAGUGUAAAGCAUCUUGCAAAAGCAGAGUCUCGUCAUUUGAAUUUUAGUGAAAUUGGAAAGCAAUUGAAAUUUCCUUCAAAGAAGCUUAUUUUGGAUUUUGGCACAAGGUGGAAUGCAAUAUAUUUCAUGCUAUCUAUUGCAUUGGAGUUUAAGGAUGUCUUCCCUCGAUAUCAGCAAAGAGACCCAACUUACACUUUCUUGCCUAAUGAGGAAGAUUAG
Molecule: messenger RNA, 789 nt
Organism: Hevea brasiliensis (rubber tree)
Lineage: Eukaryota; Viridiplantae; Streptophyta; Magnoliopsida; Malpighiales; Euphorbiaceae
Exons: 4
Coding region: 1-789 (262 amino acids)
Source: RefSeq, a predicted model, not a curated record